AAGGCUGUACAAUCUUCUAUAUUCAAAUCUUCAUCUGAUUAUAUAAUACUCGUCGAUCCUGUAGCGAGACAGCUUGUGAUUAUACAACACAUAUCUCGAGUUGACCAGCACAUCUUGAUCCGUUCAGUGUUUAUCCACUCUUUUCACGGUCACCCUGGCUAAUUACAGUGGAAACUCGCUUUUUCUCGGUAUAACAUCAGUGAAAGUAUUCUACACAGUUUUAUUAAACCACAGUGCAGUGAGUUUUGAUAAGAGCUUAAGGGUGAAGAAGUAGGGGGAGAAAUAAUAAUAGGUGAAGAGGAUAAAGGAAAGGGAAACGUAAUCAGACUCGUGACCGAUCGCCCAAGCGGCUAACGAGCCGAUCAGUGGUGAAGAGGAUUAAAAAAAAGAAGAGAUAAGACUGUGAGUGGUGGGGACAGUUGCCAGUUGUACCUUUAGUGUGGACAUUGUCUCGUGGUGUACGGGAGAAAGUUGGUAACAAAUGAAAGUAAAAAAGAAAUUGUUCAUCACACACACACGCGGCAUGAAUCAAUAUAGUCAUCAUUAGUAAGUGCUGCACACCAGGUGACUCCUCGUGCUCUGUGAGUGGAUGAGGUGUGAAUAAGCAGUAUCUCGGCUACAAACACGGCCACGAACAGCCCACAUGACGCCCAUAAUUAAAGGCUCGUGUGUAAUUAGCGAUGCGUUUCUCUUCCCGCAUGUGGACACCAACACGACACAGUAUACGGCAGAGUGAAGGGAGGUGACUGAAGCGACGCCGUACCAGAGGGUGAAGCAUGAUGAGUGCGUUAAGGAUUCAACGCCUCAUGUACGUCGUGGGUUUCCUGGACCUUCUGGGAGUGAUGCUCAUCAUCCCUCAGCUCGUGGUGCACCUGCGACGUAUGGGCAUGACUCCACUAGUGGGUGGAGUUGUACGUUCUUUCUAUGGCAUCCUGCAGUUAGUGUCAGCCCCCUUGGCGGGUCGGUGUAGUGACAGGUGGGGGCGACGGCCGCUGCUUCUGCUGGGUCUUGUGUUGUCAGCUGUUGGCUAUGUGACUCUCGGGGCUUCUCAAUCCUUAUUGGUUUUGGUGGUGUCAAGAAUUAUAGCAGGAAUCUUCAAACACACCACAACAUUAUGUAAAGCAGUGUUGGCAGAUGUCACUUCUCCUGAUGAAAGGUCGCAGGUAUUUGGAAAAUAUGGCGGUGCAUUAGGUCUGGGCGUCAUCGUGGGACCUGUACUGGGAGGGCACCUGACGGAGCUGGAGGGUGGCGGCUUCUCUCUAGUUUGUAACAUCUGUGCUGUGAUUUUCCUGGUUAACUUUGUGUUGUGCUUGGUGCUUCUUCCUGGUGUGUUGCCGUCUCCCCAACCUGUAAAUUCCCAGCCGACACAAGAACAUUCAAUCUGUGUUCAGAGACAACCAAGCCAAGGACAACCACUUCUGGAGCAGUUAGUUCUGGAACAACCUGGGCAGGAAGGAUGUGGCCAAGGACAACCACUUACUGAACAAUUAAUCCUGGGACAAUCAGAACAAAAACUGUUAGUCCAGAAAGAGGUAGAGACAACCAAUGGUCACUCACUCCAUGGUGAAUCAGAUCAGAAACAAAUGGAGACAGAGUCACUGAGCCAAGUUUUCCAGUUCAUGAAGGAUGUCGACUGGCAAGUGUUUGGUGACAUUUUCAUAAUAGAUUUCUUCAUGACAUUUGCUUCCUAUGCCUUCAGGUCCAGCUUUGUCUUGCUAAUUGAUCAGAUGUUUGGUGCAAGCCCAAAGACUAUUGGCUACAUCAUGUCAUUUCAGGGAACCAUUGGAGCAGCUGCUGGGUUCUUCACAGGGAAGGUGUCCCAUUUGUAUGGUGACUCACAACGUGAACUGUUUCACAGUUGUGUCCUACAGGCUCUGUCUCUGCUUGGCCUCACUGUUGCCCCAACAGUCACUUUAUUUAUCAUCUUGUUAGUCCCACUUUGUAUAAGUGGAACCAUCAUACAAACAAGUGUCUCGACCAUCAUAAUUAGUCGCUGUAAUCCUCAAAAGAUUGGCGCAGUAACUGGCUUAGGACAGAGUAUCCCAGCAGUGGCAGGAAUGACAACUCCAAUCCUAGCAGGACUAGCACAGGAAAUUAGUGUGUAUGGUCCAGGAAUAAUAGCAUCCUUGUCAGCUUUUAUGGGAGUAACUCUAGCUGGUUAUAUGGCACAGAGAAGGAAAACCAAAGUAGAAUAAUUUAAUAGCUUACACACUUCAGUAUUACUACUUCCUAGAUAUAAGUUUUACUAUUUUCUUCUUUUUCCUGUAUUCAAUAAAUAACUUAUUAUUA
This is a messenger RNA of Homarus americanus (American lobster), 2289 nucleotides long. RefSeq names its product major facilitator superfamily domain-containing protein 9-like. The transcript is spliced from 9 exons. Bases 777 to 2195 code for a protein of 472 amino acids. Gene Ontology annotation, cellular component: membrane. Lineage: Eukaryota; Metazoa; Arthropoda; Malacostraca; Decapoda; Nephropidae. Gene Ontology annotation, biological process: transmembrane transport. The record is from RefSeq and is a predicted model, not a curated record. Gene Ontology annotation, molecular function: transmembrane transporter activity.